Apus apus (common swift) is the source of this 2485-nucleotide messenger RNA. It is a transcript of the gene DDX52, whose product is annotated as DExD-box helicase 52. Gene Ontology annotation, biological process: maturation of SSU-rRNA. The record is from RefSeq and is a predicted model, not a curated record. Gene Ontology annotation, molecular function: ATP binding; nucleic acid binding; RNA helicase activity. The transcript is spliced from 15 exons. Gene Ontology annotation, cellular component: 90S preribosome. Lineage: Eukaryota; Metazoa; Chordata; Aves; Apodiformes; Apodidae. Bases 14 to 1876 code for a protein of 620 amino acids.
GGCUGGGGGCAAGAUGGAGGCGCAGGAGCUGUUUCGCCGCUUGGGUGCCGGGGCUCGCUUCGAUGUGCGGCGGUUCGGGGUGGAUGCGCGGAGGUUUGGGGUGAUAAAGGGCGGCAGCGGUGGCGUUUCGCCGGAGAGCCUCGACUUCUUCGGCCGCAAGGAGGAAGCCCCCCUGGGAUCUGCGGAAGAGGGCUGGGGGCCAGUAGGAGAGGAGGUGAAGGGUGGGGAGAAGCAGGAGGAUGGAGCAGGGAACAGCGAUGGAGAGAUGGCAGGAAAGAGAAAAAGAACAGCACAAAGCAGUGAAGGGAAAAGGAAAAAGAAAAAGACAAAAGAAGCAGCAGCCAUGCCUGAGCUGUCAGAAAAUAAUGGAAUCAAGUGGAUGUCCUCUCUGGAAGCAAAAUUUGAAGAUGCAAAAGACAAAAAACCUACUGCAGAAAAACUUGAACGUUUGAGAAGAGAAAAGAUAAACCGCUUCAGAAAUCAACACAAGAUCAAUGUCCAGGGAACAGAUCUUCCUGACCCAAUUGCCACCUUUGAUCAACUCCAGAAGGAAUACAACAUCCACCCCAAAAUCAUGGAGAACAUCCAAGCUGCUGGCUUCCGGGUCCCCACGCCCAUCCAGAUGCAGGCUAUUCCUGUCAUGCUCCAUGGUCGGGAACUUCUGGCUUCAGCUCCUACUGGGUCUGGAAAAACCCUGGCAUUCUGUGUUCCUCUCUUGGCACAUCUGAGGCAACCAAGGAACAAAGGAUUCCGAGCUCUGAUCAUAUCGCCUACCCGAGAGCUUGCCAGCCAGACACAUCGGGAGCUGGUGAAGCUGGCGGAGGGGACAGGCUUCCGGAUCCACAUGAUCCACAAGGCAGCUGAAGCAGCAAAGAAAUUUGGGCCCAAGUCAUCUAAGAAAUUUGAUAUACUAGUUACUACUCCAAACAGACUCAUUUAUUUGCUGAAACAAGAUCCUCCUGCCAUAGACUUGACCAGUGUGGAGUGGCUGGUGGUGGAUGAAUCAGACAAGCUGUUUGAAGAUGGGAAGUCAGGGUUCCGAGAGCAGCUGGCUUCCAUCUUCCUGGCAUGCACUUCCCACCUGGUGAGGAGAGCCCUGUUCAGUGCAACCUUUGCCCAUGAUGUAGAGGAGUGGUGUAAACUCAACCUGGACACUGUCGUUCUGGUGUCUGUUGGAGCAAGAAACUCUGCAGCGGAGACAGUAGAACAAGAGCUGCUGUUUGUUGGGUCUGAGACAGGAAAACUAACAGCAAUGAGGGAGCUCAUUAAAAAGGGUUUUGCUCCUCCAGUCCUGGUGUUUGUGCAGUCUAUUGAGAGAGCUAAAGAGCUUUUCCAUGAACUUAUUUAUGAAGGCAUCAAUGUGGAUGUCAUCCAUGCAGACAAAACUCAGCAACAGAGAGAUAAUGUAGUCCACAGUUUCAGAGCUGGGAAGAUCUGGGUGCUCAUCUGCUCAGCCUUGCUGGCUCGAGGGAUUGACUUCAAAGGUGUGAACAUGGUCAUCAAUUAUGAUUUGCCAACGAGUGCUGUGGAAUACAUCCACAGGAUAGGUCGUACUGGACGAGCUGGGCAUACAGGAAAAGCAGUCACUUUCUUUACAGAAGAUGAUAAACCUUUAUUAAGGAGUAUAGCCAAUGUGAUCCAGCGAGCUGGCUGCCCUGUCCCAGAUUACAUCAAACACUUGCCCAGGCUGCAGAGCAAACAAAAGAAGAAAUUCAUUAAGAAACCAUUGAAAAGAGAAUCCAUUUGUACCACCCCUCAGUGCUUCUUAAAAAAAGCCAAAAGAAAAAUGAAAACUACAAAGGAAAAUAUUAAGGAAAAAAAGAAAGUUAAAGAAGAUAAAAAUGGCAGUAAAAUGCAGACUGUUUCAAACAGCUGAACAGCAACAAACUGCUGGUGGGCUGGGACUGACACCUCUGACUGUACUGAAGAACAGAAGAAUGAAGAUAGCAACAAAGGUGAAGGGGAAAAAAGCAUUUCUUAAGUUUCCUUCUGGUGAGGAUAGAUGUUGACAUGCAAGAAAGUCUCUACUGAAACACCAGUAGCAAAUUCCUGAAUGCUUCUCAUAGAAGCUGAAGAGUGCACUCCUGCAGUAAAUGCCUUGUGUUUCUGAACAAUAGUUAAAAAAAUAGCAUCUGUUUGUGUUACUAUCAUGCAGUUUUGUACUACAUCUUGGAACUUCUGACAGUUUUCUGUUCAGAUCAUCCCUAAUAUGUUUGUCAGACUUCCAGAAGAUUCAUUGGCAGAAACCAUGCACAGCUUGCUGUUAGGCUUGAGAAGUGCAGCUGUCAAAGACUUCCCUGGGCAGUUUAAAAAACAAACCAAACCCACUUGUUUUGUAUGUGAAAGUCAAGCCUUGCUCCUCCUACUUGUUUUGCUUCUAUAAAAUAAUUUUGAAAUAACCAGUAUUUCCGUGUCUUUCAACUCUACUAGAAUUUUGUGCUGUUUGAUAUUUAAGCCUCUAAACAAUAAAGAAGGUUAUAAAAUA